UUCAUGUGUUAGUUUUCCCCCAAAAAUGGCUGAGGAAGAAGAGAAAACCAAGUCAGUGCAGAUCCAUAACUGGGCGGAGUUAACUCAGUUAUGCCUAGUUAACAUUCUCUCUCAUCUCUCCAUUGAAGAUCGAUGGCGAGGUGCCAUGUUUGUCUGCAGAUCCUGGUUACAAGCUUGUAAGGAUCCUAAUCUCAAUUCGGUAAUCGAUCUCGAAGCUCAGUUCAUCCAAUCGGUCUCUGAGUCGUCGUCGUGGACGACGACUCGUUACUGGAAUCGCGAGUUCGAGAGUAAAAUCGAUUCUAUGGUUCGAUCUGUUGUAAUUUGGAGUGAUGGAUCUCUGAAUUUUGUUCGGGUUAGGCAUUGCUCUAAUCGUUCCAUAGCUUUGAUCGCUGAAAGGUCGCCUAACCUUCAAGUUCUCUCAAUUCAGAGGUGUCCACAUGUAACCGAUGAAACAAUGUCUAAGAUAGCCUCUGGUUGCCCGUUGCUUAGGGAACUUGAUAUCAGCUUCUGCUAUCAAAUAUCUCACAAGUCUCUAGCUCUUAUAGGACAGCAUUGUCCUAAUUUGCAAAUUCUAAGGCGAAAUCUCAGGACUCAGGUUAAUCCUUCCCAACAAGAACCCUUUGUCCCUAGGGAGUAUGUAGAUACCUGUCCUCAAGAUGGCGAUUCAGAAGCUGCUGCAAUAGGGAAAUUCAUGCCACAACUCGUGCAACUUGAACUACAAUUCUCCAAAUUGACUAAUAAAGGUCUAGCUUUGAUAUCUGAAGGGUGUAUGAACCUCGAGCAUUUGGAUCUCUUUGGAUGUACAAAUGUUACUAGCCGGGAUAUUGCAAAUGCCUUGUCGAAUAUGAAGCAAUUGAAAACCUUGAAGGAGCCUCACCUCUGCUUAGAAUCUCAAACAGAGCGGUACGGGCAUUGGCAACUGUAUGAUGAUCGUUUCCAGACGGACUUCUUCCGAAUUUAAUCAGGCGAAAAAUGAGGGUAUGUUGUUAUUCAACUGCUUGUAUAUCACGCUUUCUAGAAUCCGCUCUAGUUUAACACUCUUUGAUUACUUUGUUGUGUUCAUAUAUUUCAAUCUCCU
Molecule: messenger RNA, 1078 nt
Organism: Solanum verrucosum
Lineage: Eukaryota; Viridiplantae; Streptophyta; Magnoliopsida; Solanales; Solanaceae
Product: F-box protein SKIP1
Exons: 2
Coding region: 26-961 (311 amino acids)
Molecular function (GO): protein binding
Source: RefSeq, a predicted model, not a curated record